AUGUCGAAUGUCAGGCUAAUCAAAUCUUCAGACCAGAAGACAAUCAUUCAUCAGGCCAGCCAUCAGUCGAGGCAGCGGAUCAGCCAUCAGACCGGCUCGAAAUCCCAGUGGCUAAUCUUGGAUUCGGCCAAUCUAACAGCCGUCCAGUCAGGCAUCCGGUCAGCCGUCAAGUCAUCUCUUCGACUUCUCAUUGUGUUUCACUACGCCGCUUGGAUGAUCGAUGAAUCUAAACAAGGAGACAUCUACCCUCACUUCUUUGUAAAUAUCAUAGCAUAA
Messenger RNA from Protopolystoma xenopodis, 276 nucleotides. The record is from the annotation of a GenBank genome assembly. NCBI's taxonomy places the organism in Eukaryota, Metazoa, Platyhelminthes, Monogenea, Polystomatidea, Polystomatidae.